Messenger RNA from Lingula anatina, 1575 nucleotides. RefSeq lists its product as uncharacterized. NCBI's taxonomy places the organism in Eukaryota, Metazoa, Brachiopoda, Lingulata, Lingulida, Lingulidae. The record is from RefSeq and is a predicted model, not a curated record. Gene Ontology annotation, biological process: cell-cell signaling.
AUGACGUAUUCUUGCGGUGGGAAUAGUACAGGCGAACGCAAAGAAAUGAGUGCGGAUGGCUUACCCAUAUUUACUUCGACACCAACGAACACAUCUUUGAACCUAAUACAAAUUGACUUUAAGACAGGGAAUGUCCGUGUAACAAAUGCCAUACGUGAUAUUGUGACACCUAAUGGAAAGGGGAUUCGGCGUGGUAGUGCUGCUCAGACGAAUAAGAAAAGUCCUCCACAAUAUGUACUCAGAGACGAAUGUGAAGCAACAGAAUCGCCACAGAAUGUCAAAGACGUUUCCUUGGAAGACGUUUGCAUGCCAAUGGAGACAAGAAUUACUCGGGAUAGUGACCGAUUCGAAAGUUUGGUGCAGUACACGUACGGAGAUGUAAUGUUUGAAAACCGCGAACGUCUUGACACCUGGUGUGGCAACCCUGGAAGACGCUGCACUGACUGUCUAGAGAUAUCUGAUGACAAUUGGAGCAGCUGUGCAGACAGGAUGAUGGCACCUAAAAUGGUGUUUCUGAUCCGGCGCUUAGCUGCAUUGGUUUACCAGACAUGGCCAGAUGAUGAUUCUGAUACAAAAGGGGCAGGUAUUCAGUGGCUCAAACUAUUGGAGGCAUGGGACGAACCAACAUCAUCUCAUCCACAGGGUCAGCAUGGGAACAGUUCGCUUCAUUAUGAAGGGAGGGCAGCCGAACUUACUUUAAAAAAAUCAAACCCGACAAAAAUUCAGGAAUUAGCUCGGCUUGCAAGGUGCGCAGGAUUCGACCAUGUGCGUCAAGAAAAUGACAGGAUAAAAGUGUGCGUUUUGCCUCAAGAGGGUGACAUUGGUGAAGUCGUUUCACUGAUGAAGGCACAACUGCGUGUGGUGACUGCACCACCCAUAGAGGAGCAUCAGUAUGUCAUCCCAGAGGAACUUGACGGAGAGCCCAGAAUACCAAAACUGUUUGAUGGCUGGAAUAGAAGCCAGCCUAUUUCUGAACACUUCAAAAUACAGGACUUUCUGUGUCCACAUAAACAGCGGCAGUACUUUCGAUAUUUCCGCCUUGAAGAGAAAGUAGUAGAAUGUCUUGAACAAGUUAUAACUGACCUCGAGGAAGAGAUAAUUGUGGUAAAAGGCUACAGCGUUAGAUCCGUGAAUUUAAUAAAUAUUGAGAACAGACACCCAAAUGAAAAACAUAGGUACCAGAUGGGGCAAGCCGUGUAUAUAGCACUGACGCAAGGAUCUAAGAAAACCGUUAAAGAACUAACGCUGCAGGUUGUCAGGUCUUGCCUUCCAUUAGUAAUAUUUGAUCAACUCAGUCUCAACAUUGGAAUACACUCUGAUGGCGUAUACAUAGACAUACAUCCCUCAAAUACAUCACAGAGUGGUACUCCAUUGUACAUGUGGACAGGGAGUGGAAAACGGAAGCAGAGAGACAUCGAUGACAUGGACGCGUUUGCCUAUCAGAUUCAAAGAGGUGGUCCUAUUAUUGUACCAAGGCGACCAGAACGUGCGUGCAAGACUCCAACUUUAGGUGAAGACAUGUUUUAUGUAUCUGUACAGUUGGAUUCUGGGAGGUUUGUACAGUACUACAUGUAA